CGCUGCAGUACCCGCGACCCGAGCGGCCGCAUCGCUCGUCCCCCGCGUAUCCUCAAACCACGUCAUGUACCGAACUAUAUACGAACACACAACACUAUAACAAAAAAAAAAACAACACCAAAAGUGACUCAAAGUGACAAAAAAAAAGUUCAGUGACAAACCAAAAACGAUAACACACCACAAUGGGCACCAUGUUCCGCAGCGAGGAGAUGGUGCUGUGCCAGCUGUUUGUGCAGCCGGAGGCCGCGUACGUCUCCAUGUACGAGCUCGGAGAGGCGGGCAUAGCACAGUUUAGAGAUUUAAACCCUCACGUGAACGACUUCCAAAGGCGCUACGUGAGCGAGGUGCGCCGCUGCAGUGAAAUGGAACGCAAGCUGCGCUGGGUGGCCGGCGAGCUGCCUGAACCGCCGCCCCCGCCCAAACCCGACAGAUGCAGUCUCAGUCCCAGGGAGAUUAAUAUACUUGAGGAAAGGAUCGACUUCAUCGAAUCAGAAAUCCAGGAGAUAACUCGAAACGCACGCAACCUCAAGAGCGAUUACCUGUCACUUAUAGAGUUAAAAACGUUGAUCGAAAAGAUGCAGACAUUUUUCCAAGACCACAGCGCCCAACGGAAGAUCUCAGCGUCAGUACAAAUAUAUAACAACGAUGCGGUGUUAGGCCAUCUUGGAUUCAUAGCUGGGGUUGUCACCACGGCGAGAAUACCGGCCUUUGAGAAAAUGCUGUGGAGAAUAUCCCAUGGCAACAUCUUCUUUAAGCAGGCGCAAAUUGAUGAGCCUUUGAAGGAUCCUAUUACAGGUCACGAACUUCAGAAGACAGUGUUCGUGGUGUUCUUCCACGGCGAGCAGAUCAAGCUCCGCGUGAAGAAGGUCUGCCAUGGCUUCAAGGCCACCCUGUACCCGUGUCCUGCUACAUAUAAGGAUCAGUUGGACAUGCUUGCUGGAGUUGGCACCAGGAUCAAGGAUUUGGAAAUGGUGCUAGAACAAACAGAGAACCACCGUCGCCUAGUUUUGACGAACAUCGCUCGAGACAUCAGCACAUGGAUGGUAGCCGUCCGCAAGGAGAAAGCCAUCUACCACACGCUGAACAUGUUCAGUAUGGAUAUUGUGAAGAAGUGUCUGAUUGCCGAGUGUUGGGUGCCGAGGAGAGAUCUGACUGUGGUGCAAAAGGCGCUGGAGAAUGGCGUGAAAGCAAGUGGCAGUCCCAUCCCAUCGAUCCUACACUAUGUACCAACACACGAGACACCUCCGACCUUCAACAGGACGAACAAAUUCACAAGGGGUUUCCAGAACCUGAUUGAUUCCUAUGGAAUUGCCAGCUACAGAGAAGUCAAUCCAGCAUUAUACACGAUCAUAACAUUCCCGUUCCUGUUCGCCGUGAUGUUCGGGGACGUCGGCCAUGGCAUCAUCAUGACAGCCUUCGCCGCCAUCCUAGUCAUUUACGAAAAGAAAUUCUCCAAAGUCCAGACAGACAACGAAAUAUGGAACAUAUUCUUCGGCGGACGAUACAUCAUUCUUCUAAUGGGAAUAUUCUCCAUCUACACUGGGCUUAUAUACAAUGACAUGUUUUCAAAAUCGCUGAAUAUAUUUGGAACCAGUUGGCGGAAUGUCUAUGAAGAUGGUGUACUGCAGAAUCAUACUAUGUUAGAAUUGGAUCCUAAGACGGCUUAUACACAAACGCCUUAUCCGUUUGGGUUGGACCCUGCUUGGCAGUUCGCAUCAAACAACAUAAUUUUCCUAAACUCAUUCAAGAUGAAACUGUCGAUCAUAUUCGGUGUGAUCCAUAUGGCGUUCGGUGUAACAAUGAGUGUGGUAAACUUCAACUUCUUCAAGAAGCAAGAGAUGAUAUUCCUGCAGUAUAUACCGCAGAUUUUAUUUUUGCUGCUGCUGUUUUGGUACCUGUGCUUGCUGAUGUUCAUGAAGUGGAUUAUGUACUCGGCAGUGGCCGAAGACCCAGCAUCAGGCACGUCCUGCGCUCCAUCAGUGCUGAUCAUCUUCAUCAACAUGAUGCUACUAAAGAGCUCUGAAGACAAGCCUCCCUGUCGUGCGAUGAUGUACGAUGGUCAGGAUCAAGUGCAGAAGACUUUCCUAGCUAUAGGAUUCCUGUGUAUACCAGUUAUGCUGUUUGGAAAACCGGUGUAUAAGAUGAUUAUGGCUAAGAAACGGAAGCAAUACCAACAAGGUGUGGAGACAGGCGAGGAGGUGGAGAAGGAAGGUCAUGAUGGUGGCAUGGCGGAGGAACUCAUCACGCAGUGCAUCCACACCAUCGAGUACGUGCUUGGCGCCGUCUCUCAUACAGCGUCGUAUCUGCGCCUGUGGGCGUUGUCGCUGGCUCAUGCACAGCUAUCAGCAGUCCUCUGGCAGCGAGUCCUGAUCAUGGGUAUGGGAUACCCAGGCGUGAACUCGCUAAAGCUGUACGUGAUAUUCGCGGUGUGGGCGUUCUUCACGCUCGCCAUACUCGUGCUCAUGGAAGGCCUGUCUGCCUUCCUACAUACGUUGCGGUUGCAUUGGGUGGAAUUCAUGAGCAAAUUCUACGAAGGUCAAGGGUAUGCGUUCGCGCCAUUCUGCUUCACCGACAUCCUAGAAAAUGAGGACGAUGAGCGCAAAGCAGCCGCCGAGACCAAUGGCGGUCCACCGGAGUGACCUCAAGACUAAUUAGGAUAAGUAGCCCAUGGAGAACAAAAUGAAUAGCGGAGAUGCCAUAACGGAAAAUCUCCUAAGAAAGAAGUGCGCUAAAAUGCGCGCCGUCGGAACGAGAAACAUUACUAGGUCCGCCUUUACAAGCCUUCUUUGGAACCCGCCCAUUUUUUGCAACACAAAAUGCGUUGACAGCUGUCCUAAAGAACGAGAUCCUCUCAUUAGUUCACUAGUGACUGAUCGUGUUGGUCAGGCCCGCCGUACUUUGACCUAGAAGAAGGCGCCUGACCUACCUGUAUUAUGGCAUCUCCGCUCAUCUUUCCAUACUCCGUGAAGUAGCCACUCAUACCGCCUGAGAAGGUGUUCGGCUAUGCUGGUGAUGUUGGAGCUAGGUGUAUUGUCAGUCGCAAUGUGUUAAAUCACCUUUGUUGUUUUGGUGUCAAAUUGGGUGGGCAAUUUUUUUUUGAGUUUGAUGAUUGAUGAAGUCCAAAAGUUGUUGAUGUUAAAGAAUGUGUUUUGUGUUUAACAGAGGAGUCAAAUAAUUGUACAAGUGCCUUAAAGACACUAGUAAGCCAUAAAACUAGUCGCCUCCAAAGAGAUAAUUCAAAUUCUAGCAUAUUUUACGAACUAAGAACUUUUGUGAACGGGAUACGCGACUGGCAUACAACAGCUUCCAACAUUAAAAUUAGCUCUCGGAUAUUAUCAUUUACGUACAAAACAAAAUUUUAGAUAACUUAGAAACUUAGUCUUUCUGAAUUUGUUGCUAGAUUUUUCAGAAUUGUAAGUAGAGUAGGUGAAAUUUUAUAAUACAAUGACAGACAGGAAUAAGAACACCCUGUAUUUUAAGACAAUAUUAAAAAAAAAUAUCUAUCGACACGAAAUAACUAUUAUCAAACAAUAAAAUUGACUUUCAGAAUACUCCAAAAAUCUACAAAAUUGUCUCUAAAUACAGGAUGUGAACAGAUGAAUGGUUCUAGCAAUUCCGAAAUAAACUAUGUAAUUUCGGAGUCUUUUAGUACAAAUUCGGAAUAAAAGACAUCAAUAAUUGAGUCAUGUGACGUGUGACAUGAACGAAGAGAUAUGAUAGUAUUCACUUAUGUUAUAAAUCACAAUACAAUAUUCUUUAAAUAUUUAAACUUUAGGCUAAGCGAAUGAUAUAUUUUUAUUUGUUUAAGUAAGUUUAAUGGACCGUUCGAUACGCCCUUGCUCUUUGAAAAUGCCGAAUUUAAAUAUGGUUAAUAUUUUAGUUUGAAUCACAGGAAACAGUUAUCGGCCUACCCCAUUAUUUAAAUGAGAAUCAUAAUAUAACUGACCUGCAGAACUUUCAAUAAAUAAGGAUGGGGGCAAAGCUAAUCAACUUCAUGAUAGAACGUCGAUAGACGACAAAACAUCAAUCGAUUUUUUUUCUGACAAUCACAUCUAUACAAAGAUGUCUGUUGAAUAUACUGAAGUUACUGUAGAGAUGAGCUCAAUAUGCAUUCUUUGUCAACAAAACCUAAAGAGACUCAUUGCGAUAACUAACCGAGAAACAAAUACAGAUACAGUCAGUAAUUAGUUCAAGGUAAAAAGAUCAUCGUACAUUCGAAAAUAGACGAGUGAAUUAGAGCACGGAGCGAGCGCGUACGAACGACAAUUUAAGUAUAUCUUAUUUUUAGCCAAAGAUACGUUUUCUUUAAAUUAUAUUACAGCAUGUUUGUUGAGCGAUUGUUUCUCGUGUAAAUAUUACUAUAGUGCCUUCAAAACGAGCGAACUAUUAAGUAUUCACUCUUUAAAUAUUAUAAGGAAUGUUCCAUCUUUGUAAUUUUUAGUAAAUCGCAUGGAUAGUGAUAAUUAAUAUAAUUUUGUAGAAGAGAUGUGUUCACUAGUGUCACUGGUUCGAUUACAACAAACGAAUGAAAUAAAUCGAUUAGAACAGUCGACUAGUUGGUACAUCUCUAAUUAGUCACUUCGCUAAAGAUUCGGACAAAAAUCUGAUCUUAUUUUGAUGGUAUUUUAAAUAAUUUUAGACACCUGGCUUUUGUUAAAAGUCGGGAUGAUCAAUGUGAAACAAAGAUAUUUAUUUUAAUAAUCAUAAUAUUAUAGUUGGAUAUUAUAUUUUUUCUUGUUAGUUAUUUUUUAUUAUUUUGUUACUAACCUAACGGACCAAUUCGUGGCCUUAACAUAUUAUGAGACAUAUCAAUUUAUGAGUGAAAUCAAACUCUACUGUAUGAAACUUUGUAUAAGAGCUUUAUUAAAAUCCUUUAUCUACACGUUAACCAACGGCACGAUACGGCUACAUUUUACACUGAAAUAUUUACGCAGACAAACAGAUAAAUUUAUAACUACACUAUAAUACGCCAUUCCUCAAUAAACAGAUUUUGACCAUU
Molecule: messenger RNA, 4999 nt
Organism: Helicoverpa zea (corn earworm)
Lineage: Eukaryota; Metazoa; Arthropoda; Insecta; Lepidoptera; Noctuidae
Product: V-type proton ATPase 116 kDa subunit a 1-like
Exons: 14
Coding region: 183-2639 (818 amino acids)
Biological process (GO): proton transmembrane transport; vacuolar acidification
Cellular component (GO): plasma membrane; vacuolar proton-transporting V-type ATPase complex; vacuolar proton-transporting V-type ATPase, V0 domain
Molecular function (GO): proton-transporting ATPase activity, rotational mechanism; ATPase binding
Source: RefSeq, a predicted model, not a curated record